Molecule: messenger RNA, 636 nt
Organism: Pistacia vera
Lineage: Eukaryota; Viridiplantae; Streptophyta; Magnoliopsida; Sapindales; Anacardiaceae
Product: protein ASYMMETRIC LEAVES 2
Exons: 2
Coding region: 1-636 (211 amino acids)
Source: RefSeq, a predicted model, not a curated record
AUGGCAUCAUCAUCGAAUUCUCCAUGUGCGGCGUGCAAAUUUUUGAGGCGGAAGUGUCAACCGGAGUGUGUGUUUGCGCCGUAUUUUCCACCGGACCAGCCUCAGAAAUUUGCAAACGUGCACAAAGUUUUCGGAGCAAGUAAUGUGACGAAGCUUCUCAACGAGUUGCAGCCCUCGCAGCGGGAAGAUGCCGUCAAUUCUCUUGCUUAUGAGGCCGACAUGCGUCUCCGCGACCCCGUCUAUGGCUGCGUCGGAGUCAUCUCCUUCCUGCAGCACCGUCUCCGCCAGCUGCAGAUGGAUCUCAGCUGCGCGAAGUCCGAACUAUCCAAAUAUCAAAACCUCGGCAUCACCGCUGCCACUACCCACAACCAACACCCCAACAUGGGCAUCAAUCUGAUUGGCGGUGGAGGCGGGGGCGGAGGAGGAGGUGGUGGUGGACGUGAGCAUCACUUUCAUCACCACCAGUUCUUCCCUAGAGAGCAUCAGCAGCAGAUGAUACGGAGCUUCGACGCCGGCAACAAUUACGACACUGGCCUUCUUGCCAUGAAUGUCUCCGCCAGUAUCGGCCAGCUGAGUCAGUUCCAGCAACCGAGAGCUGCCGCCGGAGACGACCGCCGCACCAUUGAUCCAUCUUAG